AUGAAGGGCUUCUUGGUCGCUGCCGCCCUGUUGGCGUCAUGCGUCUCCGGACAUAUCCAGAUGUCGAAGCCGUAUCCCAUUCGGAGCCCGCUGAACCCGGACGGGGGUGACCAAAAGGAUUACUCCUACACGAACCCCCUGUCAACAGAUGGAUCUGAUUACCCGUGCAAGGGAUAUGCAAAUGAUCCCUUUAAAUCUGUCGCUGACUAUACCCCCGGCCAAACAUACGAACUUGAACUGCAGGGCAGCGCGACCCACGGCGGAGGCUCAUGCCAGAUUUCCCUCUCCUAUGACAAGGGCAAGAACUUCAAAGUCAUCCAUUCAAUGCUUGGAGGAUGCCCUAUCACCUCCAAGUAUAACUUCCAAAUCCCAUCCGACGCACCGUCUGGCGAGGCCCUCCUGGCGUGGUCAUGGUUCAACAAGGUCGGAAAUCGCGAGAUGUAUAUGAACUGUGCUAUGGUCACCAUCCAGGGUGGUUCUCAGGCCCGCCGGCACGCGCGCGACCUGUCUCCUGCCCUCUCCCGUCGGGCCGGCGGCUUUGACAGCCUUCCACCGAUCUUCCAGGCCAACAUCAACGGACCCGGCAAGUGCAAGACAAUCGAGGGCCAGGAAGUGAACUUUCCUCUCCCGGGACCUUCCGUCGAGGGCUCCUUGAGUGGAAAGGGAUACCAGUGCGAGGGCUCUGCCCCUUUCCUGGGCAGCGGCGACUCGAGCAGCAACAGUCCCAAGGCCUCUUCGUCCGUUCACGCCGUUGCUUCAUCUGCUACACCUUCUUCAAGUUCCCACUCUACGGCCACACCCUCAGCAAGACCCGCUCGACUCCACGGGCCCCUUCGCGAAAACCCCAACCCUUCACAGUUCUCCAGUUCCGAGUCCGGGUACAAUUCUCAGCCCGAGACUCAAUCCACGCCGGAGUCCGGGUACAAGCCUCAAUCUGUUCAAUCAAUCCCGGAGUCUGGCUACAAGCCUCAGUCUGUUCAAUCCACCCUAGAGUCUGGCUACAAGCCUCAACCUGAGUCACAAUCCACCCCGGAAUCUGUGUACAAGCCUGAGGCCCAGUCCCAAUCUACCCCGGGGUUUGGGUAUAAGCCUCAGUCCGAGUCGCAAUCCACCCCCGAGACUGUGUAUAAGCCUGAGGCCCAGUCCCAGCCAAAGCCCGAGUUUGGGUACAAGCCUCAGUCCGAGUCCCAAUCCACCCCGGAGUCUGUGUAUAAACCUGAGGCCCAGUCUCAGACCAACCCGCAGUCUGAGUACAAGCCUCAACCUGAGUCUCAAUCCACCCCCGAGUUUGGGUACAAGCCUGAGACUAUGUCUCAAUCUACUCCGGAGUCUCUGUAUAAACCUGAGGCCCAGUCUCAGUCCAAGCCCGAGAUUGGGUAUAAGCCUGAGUCGGAGUCUGCAUCCAAACCCGAGUCCAAGAACUACCCUGAAGCUGAGCAUGCGAUUGAGCCCAAGCCUGCCUCUCAGCCUGCCUCUCAGCCUGCGCCCGCGCAAGGAUACGCGGAGCCUUGUGUACACGGCGAGAUCCUGUGCGGUCCCGAUGGUCAGACAUGGGCCAUGUGCGACUGGGGCAGACCCGUUCACAUGGGACUUGUUGCCGCCGGCACGCGCUGCCGAAAUGGUGCCCUCGAGCGUAUCUAG
Messenger RNA from Aspergillus thermomutatus, 1641 nucleotides. RefSeq names its product putative extracellular protein. Bases 1 to 1641 code for a protein of 546 amino acids. The transcript has a single exon. The record is from RefSeq and is a predicted model, not a curated record. Lineage: Eukaryota; Fungi; Ascomycota; Eurotiomycetes; Eurotiales; Aspergillaceae.